Molecule: messenger RNA, 2956 nt
Organism: Pocillopora meandrina
Lineage: Eukaryota; Metazoa; Cnidaria; Anthozoa; Scleractinia; Pocilloporidae
Source: the annotation of a GenBank genome assembly
AGUUAAGAUGGCGGACGGAGCGGUUGGAAACGAUUACAAGUGUUCAGCUGGGAUUAUCAUCAUAGGAGACGAGAUCUUAAAAGGUCAUACCAAAGAUACAAAUUCUUACUAUCUCUUUAAGAAAUUAUGGUCCUUAGGAGUUAAAGUGGGAAAAGUUUCUGUGAUUUCAGACGACGUGGACGAAAUUGCCCACGAAGUAAGAAAAUUCUCCUCUAGAUAUUCUGUCGUUAUAACUACUGGCGGAAUUGGCCCCACUCAUGACGAUGUUACAAUGCAAGGCAUCGCUAAAGCCUUUGGAGAAGAUUUAGUUCUUAAUGAUGAAUUAGUGGAACUAAUUUCGAAUUCUUAUCAGCAUGAAAUUAACUCGUCCCAUUUGAAAAUGGCUCGGGUUCCUUCGUCAGUGAAACUGGCUUUUGGAAAAGAUCCCUCGGGAAAACCGAGCUGUUUUCCUCUCAUAUCUGUACAUAACGUGUAUGUUUUUCCUGGAGUGCCGAAGUUCUUGGAAAAGUCGUUUGGCCUUUUGGAAGAUAUUCUUUUAAUUUCCAACCGUGAGAAGCGGUUUCUGCUGCGAAAGAUUUACCUCUCAGUAGAUGAGACAGAAAUUGCUUCCAUUCUAGAUGAGGUGUGUGAGAAAUUUAAAGGCAUAGUACACUUAGGGUCAUACCCUGAUUUCUGUGACCAAAAUUUUAAAGUAAAACUGACUGUGGAGUCUGCUAGUUCAAAGGAUCUCCAAGAGGCCUGGGACUGUCUCCUGGGAAAGUUACCCAAAGACUAUGUGGUGAAGACUGAGGAGGACGCACGUGUCUGUGAUGCUUCACCUUCAGAAUGUAAGUUUUGUUUCACAAAAGUAUAUGUAUAUUACUAAGCAGGAGGUUAUCAUGACUGCAAGUCCUUUUUUUGUAUGUUUUACGAAUUGAGAUUGAAAUCCAUCUUACCUCCUAGUUAGAAAAUAUGAUUCACUUCAUCUUGUUUGAUUGUGGGAUGAGCCUCUAACUUUUUUUUUUUUUUAACUGUAUUUGCAAUGAAUGUUGCAGUGAUGCAGAGACAGUUUGUCAUAAGAAGGUUAAUCAUGAAGUGUGCUAGCCCUGUAAGACUCCUGACUGUGUUUGUGACUAUAAGGCUUUGAAAACCUCUGCAUAAGUCAUUACUUAAGUCCAGUGAGUAGUCAUUUGUUAGAGUGGGCCCAGUUGAUCAAAGGGCAGAUAAAGUGAUCCAACAGAUAAAUUGCUAUCCAACAAAUAAGUGUUAACAAAAUAUAAUGCACUAUCCAUCAGGUAGAGAAUUAUCCAUUGGAUAGCAUUAUCCAUUCUUCAAACAACUGGGGGCAGAUGUGUUAAGCUGCACCCAAGAGACCUUUUACAGCAGAGAUCUCAAAUGAAUUCUCCUUUCUCGCUGUGAUACAUUUUUAGUAAUGUCAACUGUGAGAAUUUGGAGUCAAAUCACAAAGCACUCCUUCAUUAAUGCUGAUAAAGGAAAUUCUUGGAGGAAAAGGGUUUGAGAACUUAUCACUGACAGUAACCAACAACAGUCCUUUUGAGGAUAAACUUUAUCUGGACAAUCACAGUGAAGGAGCACUUGAUACUAUAAUUUCUCCACUGAGAGGUCUCUACCUUCUCUUUCCUUAGAUCUGAAAAUAAGUUCUCCUCUCUGUCGUUAAUAAAUAUUAUAUAAUUGUAGCUCUGAGAAUUUUUUUUAAUCAAACAAUAAACUCUUCUUGAUAUUUUGCUUCUUUUCUUAUCACGUUUCUGAUUGCGACAAUAUUAUUGGGAGAAAUUAUGGAAUGGUCAUUCACAAUUUUUCCAUUAAGGGGUCUCUACCCUUUCUUUUGUUAGAUCUAAACAUCAAUUCUCUUCAAUGUCUUUGUACAGCUCUUAUCAUUGGAGUUCUGAGAAUAUGUCGUGUAAUCAAACAGUAUCAUCUUAUUGAUAUUUAACUUUCUUCUCAUCACCUAUCUGAUGGAUGAUGUACCAACAUUGUAAGGAGAAAUUACUCAUUAGUCACCCCCAGGAGUAAAAGGGUUAACCUUCUCUCCACUUGGAAAAUAACUAAUAUUUUAAUAACCUAUUACUAUAUUUUAGGUCCACCCAGCCCUACCUCUCUGAAAAAAGAUGCUAAGCAGGUGGUGAAUGUGGAGAAAGUGUACAGCCUCCUUGAUCCCGAAGAUGAAUCAAACACAAGUGCUUGCCUUAAAGGUGCCUGGGCUAUUAUACAACAGACACUUCAGCUGUAUUCUCUUGAUGAGCUGUGCAUCAGUUUCAAUGGUGGUAAGGACUGCACUGUGCUGCUCCACAUUUUGCAUGCAGCGCUGAAUAAAUUAUCACUACCUGCCCAAGAGCUAAAGGCCGUAUACUUUCGCUAUGAGUCACCAUUUCCACAAGCAGAAGAGUUCAUCUCAGAAACUACCAAAAGGUACAAUUUGAAUCUCAUAACAUUGACAGGGGACAUUAAAACAGGUCUGAGGACAUUGAAAGAAACUCACCCAAAAGUCAAGGCAAUGUUUUUGGGCACCAGAAGGCAUGACCCAUUUUCUGAUAUACUGCGCACAUUUUCUCCAACUGACCCAGACUGGCCACAUUACAUGAGGGUUAAUCCAAUUCUUGAUUGGCAUCAUGCAAAUGUCUGGGCAGUGAUCCAGGAAUGUAAUAUUCCAUACUGCAGUCUAUAUGAUGAAGGAUACACAUCACUAGGAAGCACCCACAAUACUAAACCUAACCCUGCCUUGAAAUGUAGUGAUGGUGGUAACAAGUAUAAACCAGCCUACAUGUUGGAGGAUGGGAAUCUAGAGAGGGCAGGGAGAACCUGAUUGACUUUUUUGUUAAGUAAAGAGUACUUUUGGAUUAACUUGUGCAGCAGAUUUCUCACUUUUGGAAUGAACAGUUGGACAAAGACUGAGCUGUGCUGUAGAUUGAGAAUAGAAAGGGUUAUGUCAAUUAAAUACAUGUACAUGCAGGUACCC